AUGACCGAUUCCACCAACGAAAAUAAGCUUACAAAUGGGACCCUCAGUUUUAACAAGAUAGAAAAUCAGCCAUCAUCAUAUGAAGCUCCUCCUCUCUCCAGUCCUGCAUUAGAAACCUCAUAUUCUCAACAAAGUCAUCAAGACAAAGAAAUUUUGAACGAAUCUGAACAAAAAUCACUUCAAUACGACAAAAUAAAAAAGAGAAUAAUAAGAAAGAAAGCCUCAGAAGGGAAAAGUAAGAAAAAAUUACGAAAAGUUAAACGUAAAAAAAGUUCCUUAUCAAAAAAAGAAGAUUCAAUCCACCAAAAGCCCCCACCACUCUUGCCUUUAGCAGGAUCAUCUGAUAAUCGUGUGUUUGCUGUGGAUAGCGACAGUUCAUCAAGAUAUGAUUCUAAUGCAGCAAAAACUGAGCCAGAAAAACGCAAUCAAACAAUUUUAGGAUUUGGAACACUUACUAUUGAAGCUGCACCACCUACCAAACAUAAGAAGAAGCUGCAUAAUGACGAUUUUAUACCGCAAAAAAAGUGGAAACCAAAAAUUAUAGAAACCACCCAUAAAACUGAAAUAUUUGAAACUGAUGAUGAAAGCGAAGGAAAUUCAGACCCUCCGGUUUUUAAAAAAGUGAGCUUUUUCAAAUUAAUCGGAGUUGAACCAGAUUCUGAUGAUGAAUAUAUGUCUCAAGAUGAUGAAGAGGAAGUAGACGAUGAUGUAAUUGACGCAAGCUUAUAUAAUGUUACCCCUGAGGUAAUAAAUGAUCUUAGAAUAGAAGCAAGACAACAGUUUUAUAAGAUGAGAACAACCCAAACAAGUACACUAGAAGAAAUGGAAAAAUUCGUCACAAAAUACGUGAAGCUAAGAUUAGAGAAUAUGGAUAAUAUUUAG
Molecule: messenger RNA, 882 nt
Organism: Trichomonas vaginalis G3
Lineage: Eukaryota; Parabasalia; Trichomonadida; Trichomonadidae
Exons: 1
Coding region: 1-882 (293 amino acids)
Source: RefSeq, a predicted model, not a curated record